AUGAAGACAACAAUAACCACAAUUCUGUCUAAAAUACCCAGUGAGAAGCAGGGUCGGUCUAGAACUGUGUUGAAAUGCCUGAACACUCCUGGAGACGAUGACAGCUGCAGCUUAUACAGCAAUGACUACCCCGACUAUGGAAAGAAGGUUCCUCUGGAUGGGCCAUACUCCGAUUUAGAUGCAGAGAGUCAAAACGUUCUGACUGAACCAAACCCAAACAAGAAGAAAUAUGAAACUGAAUAUCACCAGGGCCAUGUCUCCUUUUGGAUGUCAGUCUUCAACCUGGCCAGCGUCUUGACUGGCAUGGGCAUUCUGGCUGUGUCCUUUGCCAUGGCCAACACCGGCAUCGCCCUGUUUGUGAUUCUCCUGGCGUCUCAUGCCAUUUUCUCCUUGUAUUCUGUCCACCUAUUGUUAAAAACAGCCAUAGAAGGAGGUGCCCGUGUUUAUGAGGAGCUGGGUUACAAAGCCUUUGGGAUGCCAGGAAAACUUGCAGCUUCCUGCUCCAUCAACAUGCAGAACAUUGGAGCUAUGUCAGGCUACCUCGUUAUUAUAAAGUAUGAACUCCUUUUUUUCAUUCAGACUUUUACUGGAGCAAAUAAUGGUGAAUGGUACAUUAAUGGAGAUUACCUUGUUCUGCUGGUUUCGGUUAUUAUUAUCCUGCCCCUCUCUCUGCCUAAGAACUUGGAUUGUCUUCGUUACACCAGUGGUCUGCCUCUUCUCUGCAUGGUGUUCUUCCUGAUUGUUGUUAUUAUUAAGAAGUUUGAGAUACCUUGCCCUCUGCCUCUGACUGAUCAUGUGAAUGAAACCAUACUAACCCUAGACACCUGCAGACCUAAAUAUUUUGUCUUUAACUCACAGACUGUCUAUGCUAUUCCCAUUGUUACCUUUGCCUUUGUGUGCCACCCUACCAUCCUACCCAUGUAUGAGGAGCUCAAAGACCGCUCACGCAGAAAGAUGCAGAAUAUUGCCAACGUGUCCUUCCUGGCCAUGUUCAUCAUGUACCUGCUGGGUGCCCUCUUUGGAUACCUCACCUUCAACAUCCAUGUGGAACCUAAACUGCUCCACACCUACUUCAAGUACUUCAAGCAUGAUGUCCUCCUGUUGGUGGUUCGUCUGGCUGUACUGGCUGCUGUCACACUCACAGUCCCUGUGGUGCUCUUCCCUAUUCGUACCUCCAUCAGCCACCUACUGUUCUCAACCAGGGACUUCAGGUGGAUCCAACACAUUAUUAUCACUGUAAUCCUGCUUGCAGGAACCAACACUCUGGUCAUCUUUGUCCCCAGCAUCAGAUAUAUCAUUGGCUUCAUUGGUGCCUCUGCUGCUCCAAUGCUCAUCUUCAUCCUGCCCUCAGCUUUCUAUAUCAAACUUGUCAAGAAGGAGUCAAUGAUGUCAAUGCAAAAGAUUGGGGCCAUAUUGUUCCUGAUAUUAGGAUUCUUUGUCAUGUUUGGCUGCAUGACUAUGAUUCUUAUGGACUGGAUCUCCAACAGUGAGGUCGCCGAUCAGGGUCACUGAUGCUCCAGCUCUUCUGCUGGCGAGAUACACUGAAACACUGUUUAUUUUCUUUCAAGCUUGUUUUCUAUACUGCCUAAAUAGUGACAUUUUGAAUUGAGAAAGCUUCCUGGAGGGGAAGCGAAACCUUGGAAACAAAGUCCAGUGGAUUGUUUUUUUAAACUUUUACGGAAUGCCAAAAUAGUGGUUUCCUAGAGAUCAUACAGUUUGUCAUUUUUCAUUGAAAACUGCUAGGAAUGUCAUAUGACCUUCCUAGCAGCCCUCAGCUAGAGCAGAGCAUUGACCACCCUCACUGCAUGGAUUUUAUCGCUUUAUCGCUCUUCCCUAAGCGAUUUGCAUAGGGAUAAUAUGUAAAUAAGCUGCUUUUGACAUGGACACCGUGUUCGGUGGGAAUGCACCUUAUAGCAUCACUGCUCCAGAAACGAUCUGAGGGAGGAAUGCACCAAAAUACCAGCUACAGUCUGAGCAACCUGGUGGAAACUUAUAUGAACAUUUGACCUCUGUUAUUGCCAACUAAAA
Molecule: messenger RNA, 2028 nt
Organism: Cyprinodon variegatus (sheepshead minnow)
Lineage: Eukaryota; Metazoa; Chordata; Actinopteri; Cyprinodontiformes; Cyprinodontidae
Product: sodium-coupled neutral amino acid transporter 2-like
Exons: 16
Coding region: 1-1512 (503 amino acids)
Biological process (GO): L-glutamine transport; amino acid transmembrane transport
Molecular function (GO): L-glutamine transmembrane transporter activity
Source: RefSeq, a predicted model, not a curated record